AUUAAAUGACACCAAGCUGCCAGCCAAACCCCAUGUAAAUUCCAAAAGAUUUAUAAACGCCUAAAGUGAAAGGUGCCUCUCCAGUUCUCAUAACUCAAUUCAAGCAAAACAAACCCACCAAGCAUCUCGAUUUUCACAGUUUUGAGGCCAUGGCUUUGGUGAUGAGGGCCGUGGCUCUGCUGACAGUAAUGACAUUAAUGCUGGAGUUGAUCCAUGCAGCGGUGUACAAGGUUGGGGACUCUGCUGGUUGGACCGCUAGCGGUAACAUUGACUACAAACAAUGGUCUGCUACCAAGACAUUUCAAGUUGGUGACGUAAUCCUUUUCGAAUACAAUGCUCAAUUUCACAAUGUGAUGCGAGUUACACAUGCAAUGUACAGAGCAUGCAAUACCUCUGCCCCUAUGGCAACCUACACCACCGGCAAUGAUUCGAUCACUAUCAAGACCCGUCGUCACCAUUUCUUUUUCUGUGGUGUCCCUGGCCAUUGCCAAGCUGGACAGAAGGUUGACAUUAAUGUGCUACGGAGCGAUGAAAGGGCACAAACUCCUGCAUCUUCUUCAAUGUCCUCCCCGCCAGUUCCUUCUGCCAGAGUAGCCGGGCCGGCCUCAAGUAAUGCCUUGUCAUUGAAGGCUUUGAGAAGUCCUUUUUGUAGCUUUGGUUUGGCAAUGGCUGUUUUGGCAACUUUUUUUUAUAUCAAUCUUGCUUAAUUUGGAGGCUUUGUUGUGCUGAGAAUUCGGGGGACGAUAGAUGUUCUGCAGGUCAAUGCAAUCAAAAAAGUUAUCUAUAA
Molecule: messenger RNA, 787 nt
Organism: Populus nigra (black poplar)
Lineage: Eukaryota; Viridiplantae; Streptophyta; Magnoliopsida; Malpighiales; Salicaceae
Product: mavicyanin-like
Exons: 2
Coding region: 150-707 (185 amino acids)
Cellular component (GO): plasma membrane
Molecular function (GO): electron transfer activity
Source: RefSeq, a predicted model, not a curated record